This is a messenger RNA of Pelagomonas calceolata, 2610 nucleotides long. NCBI's taxonomy places the organism in Eukaryota, Pelagophyceae, Pelagomonadales, Pelagomonadaceae. The record is from the annotation of a GenBank genome assembly.
CGCCGCGUAAAAGCGCCACCUUGGCGGCACCGGCCGCUUGGUGCACGCCGUAGGACAGCCGGCGAAGGAUUUAGAGCGCGCGGGCCGCUGGGCGCACGCGCGGGGCAGCCCGCGAGGCAUUAGCAGCGAGGGGGCAGCCGCGCGCGGAUGAGCGGGGCCAUGGCGACGCCGGACGGCUGGGCCGACAUCCCCGACGAGCUAUCGGCCGCGGGCAUCACGGACGAUCUCUUGGUGAUCACGGAGCUGUCGUUCAUCAAGCAGCUUGGCUGGUACGACCUCUGGAUCGUGGCCGUCGUGUCGCUCAUCCCGUGCAUCCCGAUGCUGGUCCUCUUCGAGUGGCAGAGGCAUAGAAGGACCCACUUCUGGCCGAAGGCGCGCUACCAGCCCGGGCGCGGGCUCUCGUCGCAGUUCCCGGGCAUCGGCGCGUGGGCCAUGGGUAUUUUGAGAGCGCCGGACGAGGAGCUCAUGGACGUGGCCGGGCUCGAGGGCUUCGUCUUCAUGCGCCUGAUGCGCAUGGGCUGUAGAUUAUCAUUAUUCGGCUCGGUCAUCGCGAUUCCGGUCACGUGGAUCUUCCUGAGCGAGGGCGACGGCUCGCUCCGGUUUUUAGACUGGACGGUCAACGUCGUCGUGGACAACGACUGGAAGCUCUGGGCCGCGGUCUGCGCGGUCUGGCUCGUGACGCUGCACACUUUAUACGACGUCAUCCAGGAGUGCGAGGCCUUCGUCAAGCUGCGCCAGCAGUUCCUCACAAAAACAGAAAUCAUGGAGGACGACCCCCAGGCCACUUAUAGCGUGAUGGUCGAGCGCGUGCCCCGGGAAUGCCGCGCCGACGCUGCGUUGAAGGCCUACUUCGAGCACCUCUUCCCCGGGGAAGUUGUUUGUGCGACGAUCGCGUUGGCGGACCUGGGGGAUCUGGAAAAGGUCCUCGCGGAGCGACGAAGCGUCCUCGACGCGCUGGAACACCUGCGGCUCGAGGAGGAGGCGACCGGCACGGCUCCCCAGGAGCGGCUCAACCUGCGCGAGGGCUCCUACGAGCUCGUCGAGGCGAUCCCCUGGUACGAGGCCAAGCUCGCGCGCCUCGACGAACGGCGGCGGGACCUGGCCGCGGAGAUCCACAAGCGGUCCGCGGAGGUCGAGCGCGAGGCGACGGGCACGUUCUUCGACCGGAUCCUCGCGACGCCCCAGAACCUCUCGACCUUCGGCGAGGGCGGCAAAGAGGACCCGGUGGCCACGGGCGAGGGCGAGCGCGAGGCGCUGCUGUCUCGCUCCGUGCGGCGGUUGGAUCCGACCAUCGCGACGAAGCACAAGUCGGCGACGGGCUUCGUCACCUUCCGGAGCCUGCGGAGCUGCUCCGUGGCGCGGCAAGCCCAGUUAUCACCGCGACCCUUCUGCAUGGAGUCUUGUCCCCAACGGCCGGAACGGAAGAAUUUGAUCUGGGGCAACGUGCCCACCUCCAAAACGGGGCGACUGGUGCGCCACGGCUUCGUGUCCACCGUGCUGGUUUUGUUGGCGAUGAACUGGAGUUCAUUGAUCCAGAUCUGCACCUACAUCUCGCACGAGUGGGCGCCCAAACAUAUCCCCACGGCGCCCUAUUUAGUCAAAUUGGGGUACAACAUCUUUUCCGCGUAUUUGCCUAUCAUGUUGGUCCAAGCGGUUCUGGCAUUGUUACCUUUUCUGUAUCUGGGCCUGGCGGUCUUCUACGAGCGAUUUAAGUUCGCGUCCGAGGUGCAGCAGGUCGUCUACCGGCGGUACAUGCUCGUGCAGUGGGCGAACAUCUACCUGUCGCUCGUGUCGGGCUCCAUCGUCACAUUAGUGGUGGGCCUGGUGACGAACCCUUUGUACUUACUCGAGCAACUCGCGGACCUCAUGCCUGAGGCCGCGGUCUACUUCAUUGAGCUGAUCAUCAUGAAGAUUCUGCUCGUGCUGCCCUUCGAGCUGUCGCGGAUCUGGCCCUGGUUUAGGAUAGAAGUUGUGGCGCGGUUGUUCCGGGAUCGACUGACGGAGCGGGAUCUGACCGAGGGCGCCUUCGAGCCGCCCGAGUUCCGGUACGGCUUCCAGUACCCAGGUAAGAUCAUGGUCGUGACCUACGCGCUGAUCUUCGCGGGCAUCUGCCCCCUGGUCUACCCCUUCGCUCUGCUGCAUUUUUGUUGUGCGUACCUCGUCUACGCGCGGCAAUUACUCUACGUCUACGUGCCCAAGUACGAGACGGGCGGCGCCUUCUUCGAGACCAGCAUAUAUACUGUGUUGGGUUCCAAUCUGGCGGGCUGCUUCACGUUCUUUGCUUAUUUAUUACUCAAGGAGCAGUACUGGCACGCGUGGGCGGUUUUGGUCCCGACGGUCGGAGCAUUGGUGGGGUGGGUCUUCGUCAGCGCGUCAUAUUUACACAUGAACAUGACGGCGUCGAUCGAGAUCGCCGUGUCCGCCGACGACUCCGCGCGGAGCCCGCCGGCCUUCGACCAGCACUGGUUCCGGCAGCCGGCAUUGGAUCCGAACCCGGACCGCGUCGCCAAGGUCGAGGAGCCCGACGAUAUCCACGCGCUCAAGGCUACGCCUCGGCGAGGUGGGUUUUUGUCGAGGUUCGGCUUCGGGGGCGGGAGUAGUAAAGAAUGA